Messenger RNA from Cydia strobilella, 2656 nucleotides. Its product is annotated as insulin-like growth factor I. NCBI's taxonomy places the organism in Eukaryota, Metazoa, Arthropoda, Insecta, Lepidoptera, Tortricidae. Gene Ontology annotation, cellular component: extracellular region. Bases 266 to 880 code for a protein of 204 amino acids. The record is from RefSeq and is a predicted model, not a curated record. Gene Ontology annotation, biological process: positive regulation of phosphatidylinositol 3-kinase/protein kinase B signal transduction; positive regulation of cell population proliferation; cell population proliferation. The transcript has 5 exons. Gene Ontology annotation, molecular function: insulin-like growth factor receptor binding; hormone activity.
AGGGCUAUCCUUCAAGGGCCUGAAGCGUGUAGCUGUGGGAGGAGUGGGGUCAGCGGGAGCGCGGGGCGUGUCGCUCGCGCCGCCCAUCGGCGUUAUUUAAGCGGCGCGCGCGCACGCGUGCCGGGCAGCUGAAGCCCGCGCACAGUUCAACCGCGACGCCGAUAGCCGCGAUCUCGGAGUUCGCGCGUUUCACCCGGCAUCUGUACGGCCUUGGCAUCGCCUUCAAAUCAGCUUACAUUCGUUUCUGCAUAUAAGCGGUAGCAGCAUGCUUAUCAACUGUGCGGUGGUUUUGGUGACGGCGUGGGCGCUGCAGCCCGCAGAGGCCGCCACGGCCGCCAGCGUGAAGCUGUGCGGACGCAAGCUCAGUGACAUCAUGAGCAGGGUCUGCCACGUCUACAAUAGCCCCUCCUGGGGUGACCCCACAGUAGUAGUGCAUCCAGGCAUGCGUCGGAAGAGACAGGCUGGCAUCGCGGACGAGUGUUGUACCUUCGGGUGCACGUGGGAACAGCUCAAUGAAUACUGCGCCAUCAGUUCUAAUUCGGAGUCGGCGCUGAGCGAGCUGGAGGCCCACAUGCUGGAAACGCGAGGCACGGAGCACAAGCGCGAGGCGGAGCGGCAGGCCGCGCCGGAGACGCCGCCCGAGGUGGGACGCCGCAGUCGCGGGUACGGGCGCAGGAGGGGCCGUUGUUGGUGCCGGCGCAAGCGGCGCACGGGCCGACGGCGUACUCUCAUGGGUAACAUGAUACGAGACCAAAUCAAUAACAGACCAGAGCCCGUCGUGGGAACCGUGUCCCCGGUGCUGACGUGGGGCCGCACCCUCAACACCGACCUGCCGCCCGUGGAGCGCGACCGCUACAACUACAUCGCCGUCUAUUCUUAAAAAAACAUCGCUAUUAAAAACUAGAGUUUUAACUUGUCUGAGCCAAUUGGAAGCUAGCGACGAUACUGGAGGCGACGAGAAACAUGCCUCUUAAUUCAGCGCUAGUCGCUGACACAUUGACGUGUCGCCUAUUGCGAAGUUUUUCCACCGGGAAACCCAUGGUGUCUGCUACCGCGUAGCGCUACAACCGUAGCUCAGCAGUGAAUGAGUUAAAAUGGGCUGCCUGAAGUGCCUGGUUGAAAGAUAUAACGUGUUGCUGUCAAGCAAAGUUUUAUGCCGGUGUCAUACAAAUAUAAAUAGGAUAACAAUUUAGAUAUUUAAUUAUAUUAUCCUAGUGGAAGUAAACCCAUAUUAUAAUGGUACGGUAUGACGUGUUAUAAUUAGGUAUCAAAGCCUCAAAAAAAUCCGUUUUCAUUGUUUCUUGAGUGCCUAUUCGGUUGACUCUUCCUGUAUUAUGGCACCAACACCAACAAUAGGGUUAGCAUCUGCCACAGAUGAACGCGGUAACCGGUGUGUUUCUGUUGGUGUUCAUAUAGGGGCCGUGCGCGUUGGAGAGUCUGCCAUCUUGUGGCCUGAAUCGGAAACAUAAACCGUACAUUGACACUUUACGCCAAAGCAAGUGCUGCCCUCUACAGUUCACGAAUGUUUUCUUGUGCAUUGUAGGAUCUACCAUCUUGUGGGCUACAAGCUUAAACUUGACAUUUACACUUCACUCCAAUAAACAGGGGGUUCCAAACAGCUUGUGCUGCCCCCUACAGAUCAUGCACGCUCCCUAUUGUUCAACUCGAUCAGUAAACCGAAUGUACGGUAUAUUGAGCUAAUAUUGAAAUAAUUAUUUCAACAGUUAUUACAUUUUGAAGGGUGCAUGAUUACAACAGUAGGUACCUAGCAAUUAGCUUGUAAAAUUGUAGAAAAUAAAAUAUUGUAAUGAGUAAAUAGAACAGCCACCUAGAAAUAUAAUUUUGAUGCAAUUGAUUCGCUAGUAGGUAAGUAAAUAGGUAUCUUAGUUAUUAUUUUUAUAUUAUAUAAAAGUUUUAAAUUAUCAAUAUCAGCAAUUUUAAUAUUAAAUGGAAUUUUACAAUAGACACUAUAGCUAUCGUAAAUAAAAUAAAAGAUAAUUCAUUCCAAAUGACUACCGCCUUGAGUAUGAGAACGAAUUUUUAUCCUACCUAUGGACAGUUUUAAAUAUUUAAAGAAAACUGGUAUUAUGGAUAAAAUGUAGUGUACCUAGAUUGACAUGUGUGAUGUGUUCAAUUGUCAUUAUUAUAUAUUAUGUCAUUUAUGUCUAAUAAUUAAGUUACUUGAGGUCUCGAAAAAUUCGGUCAAUUAGGCAAGCAGCAAGUAGGAAUUUUAUACCACCUUAAAAAUCAUUGUAAUUUAUAAUCAUUUAUGAACUUGUACUAGAAUAAUAAUUAAGAGUGCAUUAUCAUCCUUUAUAAUAAUAGUUCAAAUAAUCUAAGAUAAUAAUAUAACAAAUAACUUCUAUAAUAUAAGGUUCAAAGAUCUCUAAAGCAUCUGUGAUAAUUCCAACCGAGAACUUUAAUUUAUAAAUAUUUUGUAGAAUCACCAUAAUUGUGUAGCAUAAAGUAUUUUCUUUGACAUGAUAGCAAAUGCAUUGUAUGUAGUUUUAAGUAAUUAAAUAUAAAAUAGGAAUCAAUUUGACUGAAGUGGAUGCUGUAAUAGAAAAAUCAUCCUCAUAUACAUUCUCUUAUUUAAUAUUUCAUUAAGCAUCUAAGCAACACAAAGGUCCAUUAAAAUAAUACAUGGUUUGAACAA